Molecule: messenger RNA, 987 nt
Organism: Trichogramma pretiosum
Lineage: Eukaryota; Metazoa; Arthropoda; Insecta; Hymenoptera; Trichogrammatidae
Product: E3 ubiquitin-protein ligase MARCH3-like
Exons: 7
Coding region: 1-987 (328 amino acids)
Biological process (GO): protein ubiquitination
Molecular function (GO): ubiquitin-protein transferase activity; zinc ion binding
Source: RefSeq, a predicted model, not a curated record
AUGACGAUAAUUUUUGCAAUUGGUGAUGACGACGAAGCUAUCGUGACAACGUCCAAAGCUUUUGUAUGCGAGGGCGAAAAUGCAAUCUUACGAACACAAUCAGAAUUAAAAGCUUUGAUGGAAAACUUGGCGGAUGCGAACGUUCGUAGCGGCGACGAUAACUCGACGACGGCAGAUCGGGCCCUCGUAGAACGGGCUAACGAUGUGGCGAGUAAAAUCACCGACUGCGAAGCGAAGAAAAGCGUCUCGAGCCCCCAAAUAACGAUCAGGAGCAAAGAUGGAAAAGGCUGCGCGGGCGAAUCGGCGGAAGCGAGACUGUCGAAGAGCGGGAGCAACAACGCGGACAUCUGUCGAAUCUGUCACAUGGGUCACCAGCCCGGGACGAGUACGUCGUCGUCGUCGUCGAUGCUGUCGAGCUGCGUCGAGGCCAGAUCCUCGUCCUCCGCGAACCUCGACUUGGGCCACUUGGUGUCGGCUUGCAGAUGCCGCGGCACAGUCGGCCUGGUACACACGAAAUGCCUCGAGCGUUGGCUGACCGAGUCCGGGCAUCAGCACUGCGAGCUCUGCGGCUACCGCUACGCCACCGUCCGGGUGCCCAAGCACGGCCUGCUCAGGAGCAUGAUCGGCUGGCUCAAGACGUUCGUCGCCACGCGCCAAAUGCUGCUGGACUCGCUUUACCUGCUGGUGUCGACUCCGCUGGCCGGCUUCUCCGCCUACGUCUGCAUCGUCACCCUCAAAAUGAUAAUGGAGAAUCGAAUCGGCGACGUGCCUUGGACCGUCAUCGCCAUGCUGCCGACUUGUUCGCUCACGCUCUUUGCCUACUGGGGCUGGCUCACCACCCUGCACAGGAUGCACGGCAGACGCUGGCGACAGUACUGGGAGAGUAAUUUCGUCGUGCAAUUGCUCACCGACAUACCCGUGAGGCUCGACAGCGAGGACAACGAGUUCGACCUGGCCAACGACCAACUGCUCUUCGAAGUGCUCUAA